AUGGCGGUGGCGCUGCUUGGCCUGGCUGUGCUCCAGCCCCUUCGCCCUGAAACACUCUCAGGUCACCCAGUUGGUUUCAAUGUAAUUAGGCUACUGAGCGGAUCAGCUGUAGCACUGGUUAUAGCCCCCACUGUGUUACUGACAAUGCUUUCUUCUGCCGAACGAGGAUGCCCUAAGGGCUGUAGGUGUGAAGGCAAAAUGGUAUAUUGUGAAUCUCAGAAAUUACAGGAGAUACCCUCAAGUAUAUCUGCUGGUUGCUUAGGUUUGUCCCUUCGCUAUAACAGCCUUCAAAAACUUAAGUAUAAUCAAUUUAAAGGGCUCAACCAGCUCACCUGGCUGUACCUUGACCAUAAUCAUAUCAGCAAUAUUGAUGAGAAUGCUUUUAAUGGAAUACGCAGACUCAAAGAGUUGAUUCUGAGUUCCAACAGAAUCUCCUAUUUUCUCAACAAUACCUUCAGACCUGUGACAAAUUUACGGAACUUGGACCUGUCCUAUAAUCAGCUGCAUUCUCUAGGAUCUGAACAGUUUCGGGGUUUGCGAAAGCUGCUGAGUUUACAUUUACGAUCUAACUCCCUGAGAACCAUCCCAGUGCGAAUAUUCCAAGACUGCCGCAACCUGGAACUUUUGGACCUGGGGUAUAACCGGAUCCGAAGUUUAGCCAGGAAUGUCUUUGCUGGCAUGAUCAGACUCAAAGAACUUCACCUGGAGCACAAUCAAUUUUCUAAGCUCAAUCUGGCCCUUUUUCCAAGGCUGGUGAGCCUUCAGAACCUUUACUUGCAGUGGAAUAAAAUCAGUGUCAUAGGACAGACCAUGUCCUGGACCUGGAGCUCAUUACAAAGGCUUGAUUUAUCAGGCAAUGAGAUCGAAGCUUUUAGUGGACCUAGUGUUUUCCAGUGUGUCCCAAAUCUGCAGCGCCUCAACCUGGAUUCCAACAAGCUCACAUUUAUUGGUCAAGAGAUUCUGGAUUCUUGGAUAUCCCUCAAUGACAUCAGUCUUGCCGGGAAUAUAUGGGAAUGUAGCAGAAAUAUUUGUUCCCUGGUAAACUGGCUGAAAAGUUUUAAAGGACUGAGGGAGAAUACAAUUAUCUGUGCCAGUCCCAAAGAGCUGCAAGGAGUAAAUGUGAUCGAUGCAGUGAAGAACUACAGCAUCUGUGGCAAAAGUACCACGGAGAGGUUUGAUCUGGCCAGGGCUCUCCCAAAGCCAACAUUUAAGCCCAAGCUCCCCAGGCCAAAGCAUGAGAGCAAACCCCCUUUGUCCCCUACAGUGGGAGCCACGGAGCCCAGCCCAGACACUGAUGCUGACACUGAGCACAUCUCUUUCCAUAAAAUCAUCGCAGGGAGUGUGGCCCUUUUCCUGUCUGUGCUCGUCAUCCUGCUGGUUAUCUACGUGUCGUGGAAGCGGUACCCUGCCAGCAUGAAGCAGCUGCAGCAGCGCUCCCUCAUGCGAAGGCACAGGAAAAAGAAAAGACAGUCCCUAAAGCAAAUGACUCCCAGCACCCAGGAAUUUUAUGUAGAUUAUAAACCCACCAACACAGAGACCAGCGAGAUGCUGCUGAAUGGGACGGGACCCUGCACCUAUAACAAAUCAGGCUCCAGGGAGUGUGAGAUACCUUUAUCAAUGAAUGUGUCAACUUUUCUGGCAUACGACCAGCCCACAAUAAGUUACUGUGGGGUGCAUCAUGAACUUCUCUCUCAUAAGUCCUUUGAAACGAAUGCACAGGAAGAUACGAUGGAAACACACCUAGAGACUGAGCUGGACCUGAGCACAAUCACAACAGCUGGCCGAAUCAGUGACCAUAAACAGCAGCUGGCUUAAUUGAGCUAAUGGUAACCAAGGGUUGCCACAAAACUUUGUAACCUCAAGGACAAAAUGAGGAAGAUUUGUUCAUUGUGGACUCUAAAAAAAAAGAAAAA
Hippopotamus amphibius kiboko is the source of this 1913-nucleotide messenger RNA. It is a transcript of the gene LRRTM3, whose product is annotated as leucine rich repeat transmembrane neuronal 3. NCBI's taxonomy places the organism in Eukaryota, Metazoa, Chordata, Mammalia, Artiodactyla, Hippopotamidae. The transcript is spliced from 3 exons. Gene Ontology annotation, cellular component: plasma membrane. Gene Ontology annotation, molecular function: protein binding. The coding region runs from base 1 to 1815 and encodes 604 amino acids. The record is from RefSeq and is a predicted model, not a curated record.